Messenger RNA from Pseudocercospora fijiensis CIRAD86, 1125 nucleotides. RefSeq lists its product as uncharacterized. The transcript has 2 exons. Lineage: Eukaryota; Fungi; Ascomycota; Dothideomycetes; Mycosphaerellales; Mycosphaerellaceae. The record is from RefSeq and is a predicted model, not a curated record. Bases 1 to 1125 code for a protein of 374 amino acids.
AUGGCCGACUUCAUGCAAGCAGCUCCAACACCAAAGACCGCGCUAGGUCGACAUCAAGUCCUCUCCUCCACAGCUGGCAUUCGGGUAUCUCCUCUCAUUCUGGGUGCCAUGUCCAUAGGGGAAGCGUGGUCGUUUAUGGGAGCAAUGAACAAGAAGCAAGCAUUUGAACUUCUUGAUGCCUACUUUGAUGCUGGAGGAAACUUCAUCGACACAGCCAACUGCUAUCAAGAUGGCCAGUCCGAGGGCUGGAUUGGCGAGUGGAUGGAGUCGAGGAAAAAUCGUGACCAAGUGGUCAUUGCAACCAAAUUCUCAUUCCACUACAAGGCUGGGUCAAAUGCCGACAAGACGCCCGCGAACAACAACUACUGGGGAAAUCAUAAGCGAAGCAUGCACGUAUCUGUUCGCGACUCUCUGGCGAAGCUCAAGACUCAGUGGAUCGAUGUGCUCUAUGUGCACUACUGGGAUUACACAGUCUCGAUCGAAGAAGUCAUGGACUCGCUACAUCUUCUUGUACAGCAGGGAACAGUCAUGUACUUGGGAAUCAGCGAUACCCCGGCGUGGGUCGUUGCCUCUGCAAAUGCAUAUGCCAAGAUGCACGGCAAGACGCCGUUCAGUAUCUAUCAAGGCCGCUGGAACGUCUUGAUCCGCGAUCUCGAACGCGAGAUCGUCCCAAUGGCAAUACAACACGGGAUGGCCAUCGCACCGUGGGGAGUUCUCGGAGACGGUAAAUUUCAGACUCCAGAGGCCAUCGCAAAGCGCCAAUCCAAUGGCGAACCUCUCCGUUUCGGCGCCGAGCAGAGUGAAGAAGAAGUCGCCAUGUCUGAAGCACUGGCAGAAGUCGCCAAAGCUCACGGUACCGAGAGCGUCACAGCCGUGGCUUUGGCAUACGUUCGUGCAAAAGCUCCAAACGUGCUGCCUCUCAUUGGCGGCAGGAAGAUCGAGCAUCUGAAGGACAACAUUAAAGGUCUGGAUAUCAAGCUCACGAAGGAACAAGUCGAGUUUCUGGAGAGCAAGAAGAACUUCGAUCCUGGAUUCCCUGCUUCGUUCAUCGGUCAGGACUGGAGGGUAACUGGAGAGCCUUCGGCGCUUUUUGCUGCGGGUGGUCCUGUUGCGCUUCGUCCGUGA